AUGCAGAAUCCGCAAGAUUUUGAUUUAAUAUUUGAUUCCUACGACUUUGGAAAGGAAGGAAAAAUUAGUCUAACUAAAUUACUAUCAGUAAUAGGCGACCUUGAGCUGUUACGUUCAACUUCUUCUCCUCCUCUUCUCAACGAAUUUCAAAAGCGUGCUACAUCAGAGUUUGUCCAAAAGAACGCCGAUCUCUCCAUUACCAAGGAUAAUCUACGACAAGUAUUAUUUAAGUUAAUACAGUCUAGUAAAAGUGAAAAUGCUAGCGCUGAUAAAAAUCCCGUGGAACAAUUUGUCUUUCCCUUGGUGCAGCAUUCGCAGGCAUCAUCAUCACCCGUUCAAGAACAUGCCAUGGAAGAUUCCUCUUUUGAUUCCAUCGAAAGUCCUUCUAAGAUUCAAGCUCAAAAGCUUCUCCUACCGACUAAUUCCAAAAAGUUAGAGAUGAAAUCCCCUAAUAUUUUAAGUACUCCUUUUGCCCACUCAACCCCUAUCACAUGGAAUCCUUUGCCUUCUGCUGCCGAUAGAGUAGCAAACCAAUUUAACAGCUAUGGUAUGGAAAACAAUUCAAUCAAAAGUCAAAACUUGCGAUUGAAAGAACUCCAAGAUUCUCUCGAUCAAGCAAGGGAUCAAGCUAGAAAUAAGUCCAGAAUUGUUGAUUUGUUAAAUGGAAAAAUUGACGAAUUGGCUCAUUACCUAAGUUCCCUUGAAACUCAACAUAGGGAAAUGAACUUAACACAGGAGGCUCAGAAUUUGCAAAUCAGAAAACUCAAGAGUAAGAACGAAUCUCUUAGUGCGGAAAACGAAAAUUUUCAGUCGGAGCUUUUAGCGAAAUCAAAUGAAAUUGUACAGGGAAAGAAGCAACUUUCUAUGUUGGAAAGCAAAUGUGCCGCCAGUAUGGAAGAACUAGAAAAGAAAUCGAUGAGUUUUAACGAACUAUAUAAAGCUGCUUCGGAGUCUUUGUUAAAUGAAGAUACUUUAUCAAAUCUGAAGUUUGAGAACCAUAAAUUACGAUCCCACUGUCAACAACUAGAGGACGAGUUGGAAGAGUAUCGAAAAGAAAAACACAACCAUUUAGAAGAAAACCCUUUACGUCCUCCUUCGCCCAUGAUGCUUGAAAAACUCACUGUUUCUUCUUUUUCCCCUUUUUUGUCAAUGCCAUUUUCUCCCGCGAAAAUGGUUUCAGAAGAAAAAUUUAUGAUAUCCUCAUCCGAUAAUUCCCAAGCGAAACAAAAGGAAAAUCCAUGCAGAAAUCUGCUAGAUCUGGAGAAUGCUCUUUCUCAAGAGCGUUUACGGAACAAAGAAUUAACUUCAGGAUUUACUAUAUUAUCAGAAGAAAUUGGAAUCCAGAAGUGGAUUAUACAGAGCUUAUCCAACAUGUCACCUCUUUUGCACGAAUUUAAAAAUCGGUAUGAAAUUUCAAUGCCUGGAAUAGAUGACCCAGAUUCGACGGCGUUAUAUUCGAGCAUUCAGUCCAGUAGAGAAGAGAGUUUUGAAGGUCAGAACGAACUUACUUCUGGCUCUCCGUUUUUAUCAUUCAUCGACAAAUAUCCAGCUACCUCCUCGAACGUCGCUUUCUUCGAAAAACUGAAAAAUAGAUUAUCAGGUUUCAUAAAAUUUAAAUGGCGGCCUGUACUUGUUCAAAUUCUCAUGUCCUUAUUAUACACACUUCGAGAUCUUUCGUAUAUUGUAAUAGCAGCUUUAUGUCAACAAAUAAUAAGGUUUCUACUGUCAUUCUUUGAGGAACUAAUUCAAGCAUCAAAUAAUGAAAGCAAUCUGGCUCAACCUUCAUGA
Schizosaccharomyces osmophilus is the source of this 1788-nucleotide messenger RNA. RefSeq names its product meiotic spindle pole body KASH domain protein Kms1 (gene kms1). NCBI's taxonomy places the organism in Eukaryota, Fungi, Ascomycota, Schizosaccharomycetes, Schizosaccharomycetales, Schizosaccharomycetaceae. The coding region runs from base 1 to 1788 and encodes 595 amino acids. The record is from RefSeq and is a predicted model, not a curated record. The transcript is spliced from 3 exons.